Molecule: messenger RNA, 3580 nt
Organism: Lethenteron reissneri (Far Eastern brook lamprey)
Lineage: Eukaryota; Metazoa; Chordata; Hyperoartia; Petromyzontiformes; Petromyzontidae
Gene: CCNC
Product: cyclin C
Biological process (GO): regulation of transcription by RNA polymerase II
Molecular function (GO): cyclin-dependent protein serine/threonine kinase regulator activity
Source: RefSeq, a predicted model, not a curated record
CCAAUGAGGGGACGGCGGCGCUGCACGAGGUGGCGGACACAGAAGCCGCGGCUGUUGCUAACCACCAUCACCACCACCACAGCUACAGCCGCCGUCUCGUCUCUCUCUCUCAUCCCCCACCCCUCACCUCGGCUGCUGGCCUCGGCUCAUGUCUCGUCGCGCUCGCUCGCCACUCGCACCCACGCCCUCCGCUCCAGCCACCGCGACACCAUGUCCGGUAACUUCUGGCAGAGCUCUCACUUCCAUCAAUGGAUACUGGACAAACAGGACAUCAUGAAGGAGCGACAGAAAGACUUGAAGAACCUCACUGAAGAAGAAUACUGGAAGAUACAUAUCUUCUUUGCGAAUGUUAUCCAAGCGUUGGGUGAGCAACUAAAACUCAGGCAACAGGUCAUAGCGACGGCCACUGUUUACUUCAAGCGAUUCUACGCGAGGUAUUCCCUACAAUGUAUAGAUCCUGUGCUGAUGGCUCCUACAUGCGUGUUUCUGGCCUCAAAAGUGGAGGAAUUUGGUGUUAUAUCAAAUAGUCGCCUCAUUACAGCCGCCUCGACCGUGUUCAAAAACAAGUUCUCUUACGCGUUUUCAAAAGACUUCCCUUUCCGAGUCAAUCACGUGUUAGAAUGUGAAUUUUACCUACUUGAGCUAAUGGAUUGCUGCUUGAUUGUGUAUCAUCCUUACCGGGCGCUUACACAGUAUGUGCACGACAUGGGGCCUGACGAACAGCUGCUGCAGAUUGCCUGGAAAAUUGUAAAUGAUACAUACAGGACUGAUUUAUGUUUAAUGUAUCCACCCUUCAUGAUUGCACUAGCGAGCCUCCACAUGGCAUGCGCCAUCCAGCAGAAGGAGCCUCCCAAGGAGCACCAGAAGGAGGUUCUGCGCGAUGGCCGGCACUGGUUUGCGGAACUCUCCGUCGACAUGGACAAGAUCCUGGAAAUAACCCGAGCCAUCCUCAAGCUGUACGAGGUGUGGCAGAGCUACGACGAGAAGAAGGAGAUUGCGUCGAUCCUCAGCAAAAUGCCCAAACCGAAACCUCCCCCCAACGGAGAUGAAGCCGGAGUGAAUACAGGUCACUUGAUGUGAAGCAAGCACAUGCCCUGUGAAUCUCUACCGAUUCCCUGCAGCAGGAGGAAGUGGCUUUCAUCGUUCACUGCGUGUUUUUGUGCUCUCCGUGAGAAUUAAAAAAAGUGCCUUUUAAAUUGCGAGACAUCGGAUCGGGACAGGAGCCAGUUAGUCCGUCUGGGAUCGGACGAACCGUCGAGAUGAUCGCGCGGGGGAACUUGACCAUCCCCAAAACAUGCGACUCCACGUUUACCGAAUAAUGGCGCGUGUUCGAAAAACGAAAUUGUACAUUUCCAAUGAAAUAUUCGUGGCAUUUCAAGGUUAUUUCUUUUUUCCCAUCUACAGUAUUUACAUUUUCGAGAGUGGAUCAUCCUUUCGAGUAAUUGAGCAGUUCCAAUUAAGAUGACUUUUUGAGGGAGACGGGGGUGAGGGCAAACCAAAAGAACAGGGCCAAACUCGCGUGUGUGUACAUAUGAAGAUAAUCCAACUCGGCCAGACAGGUAGUCUUGUUGGAAACGAGUUGUUACCGCCUUCUGCACUCACAACCUUGUUGAUCUGCAGCAGCUGCCCGAUGCACAUCACUGGUGUCACGCCUCCAGCCAGAGCUGAUUAGGCAACCUGUGCGAUCCUUCAAUUGGAAAUCCCCCCCCCCCCCCCCAUCGACACUCUCUCUCUCCGGGUUGAAGGCAGACAUCAUGACCGCACCAAAUCAGUUGCCAAGAUGUCCCCAAAUAAGCAUGUUUUGUUUUCUCUUAACAUUUUUAAGGACAACAAAUGUGCAAAACUAUGGCCAGUCCAAAGCUUAAUGGUGGUGUCAUGACCACUGUUACAGUGUAUGACAGACAAGCCAGCAUACUUUCCAGUUGACAGGAAUGUAUUUCAGCAGAAGAUUUUCUGUCACGGCCUCGAGGCAACUGCCCCGCACUGAUUUGUUGAAACUGAGCAACGCGGACGAUCGGAAUCCGGCUUUCGAGCCAAUGAGGUUUGACAGCUCGGUCACGAAUGACGACUAUAAAAAACACACCCAUGUCCAAAUCGUUUUUUUCCCUCUCCACCUCACACAGUGUCUUUAGAUGGUAUAAAUAGAUGCCCGAAUGAGUAUUGUUGCUGCUUUGCAGUACUGUGACAGGUGGUGACGUCUUGGAGUGUGGUGGGAGAAGGAGGGGGGGAGACCUUCAUCCAGCAGUGGAUCGGUCAUGCCUGAUGACACCACAUUCAUUGUGAGAGAUGGCGAAGGCUUUUGGGAAGACGUCAUGCUGCAGUAAAUGUGUUGGUGCUUGAUGAUACUAAAUGCAUACCAUGUAUGUUGAACUUUUUUCACGCCAUAUGUAGCCAACCGUGCUAAUCAGCGGGGCUGGGGGAAAGGACAUCAGGCUAAACACAAAAAAAAAAUGCUGAAGAAAUUAGUUAAGUCAAUGUAGACGAUUUAAAAGUGUUUAGCUCCAAUGGCUUCCUAAUAUCUGCAUGAAGAAUCGUUCCAGACGGCCGCAGAAGCGCAUUACCCCUUACCCAGUACGAAGAGCGCGGUCUCGUUUCGGACAAGAGGCAUGUUUUUUUUAAAGGUAUUUUUUUUAGCAGUAGCUUUGUGAUAUCGCCCAAGCCUGAUGCGACCACGAUAGUUCGACUUUGUGCCUGAGCGCAAACGCCGUCUGCGACGUCUGCCGCCGCCCAAGUGACGCAAAGCGGCUCCGCCACCGAUCCAGCUGGCGCGUCGUGCGUUUACCGCGGGGAUUGUUCUGUUGCUGCCGUUGUCAACGUCAGUUUCAGUUUGUACUCUCUGGUUCUUUCGGUAAAGUCACGAAGGUAGAAAAAUAAAAUCAAAAGAAUAUUUUUUAUUCUUUCGGUAAAGUCACGUAGGUAGAAAAAUGAAAUAAAUAUAUUAAAUAAAUAUUCUUUCGGUAAAGUCAUGUCGGUAGAAAAAUGAAAUAAAAAUAUUUUUUAUUCGGUAAAGUCACGUACGUAGAAAUUUUUAAUUAUUUCGGUAAAUUCACGUAGGUAGAAAAAUAAAAUAAAAAUAAUUUCAAUUUGUUUUCUUUCGGUAGAAAAAUAAAAUGAUUUCGGUUAAGUCACGUAGGUAGAAAAAUUAAAUAAGUAAUAUAUUACUUUACCGAAAUAAUUUUAUUUUUCUACCUACGUCACUUUACCGAAAGAACCAAAAAGAGUAUGGAUUCCUGCAGUCACGAAAGCUUCAAAUCAAGAUUACGUUUCAAUUGCGCGGCUUCUUUUCGCCUUUGUGUUCUCACAAAAGCGCCUCUUGCGUUUGCGCGAGGCGGGCGAUGGAUGAGGCCCCCAAACUCCGCCCUCACCUGCGGAGCGCGCAGUGGACACGUGGAGAGAGACGCGUGGAGAGAGACGCGCACGCAACUCGCGUGCGUGGCCCCUCCUGGCGACCUCGUCGGCCGAUGCCGAUUCGUCAACUCGCAGCUGAACGCCGUCAAAACGGGCAGCAGAACGCACGGCGUGUCAACUUAUAAUUUGCUGAUGGGGGUGUGAGUUUUUUUCUAUUUAAAAAAAAAUCCGA